This is a messenger RNA of Linepithema humile (Argentine ant), 630 nucleotides long. NCBI's taxonomy places the organism in Eukaryota, Metazoa, Arthropoda, Insecta, Hymenoptera, Formicidae. The record is from RefSeq and is a predicted model, not a curated record.
AUGGGGGAACUAAGGGUCAGCGGCAUGGACCCAUCCGUGACAACGGACGAAAUAGGGAGAGCAGUCAUCGAACAAGGUGACUGCUCCCCCACAGAGGUUAAAGUGGGAGAAAUCCGCCGAGUGGGAAACUCGGGCACAGCCUGGGUUCGAUGCCCACUUAGAGCGGCCAAGAAAUUGGCUCAAGUGGGCCACAUCAAGACGGCGUGGUUCCCCAUUAAGGUGGAACUUCUAGAGGCACGCCCCCUCCAGUGCUUCAAGUGUCUGGAGAGGGGCCACGUCCGGGCCAAGUGCCCCAACAACGUGGACCGCAGCGACACCUGUUACCGCUGCGGCACCGCGGGCCACUUGGCCAAGGACUGCACGGCGCAGGCUAACUGCGCUGUGUGCAAGGCGGCUGGCCGCCAGGCCUCCCACAGACUCGGAGGCCCAGCGUGUAAGGCCCCCAAGUCAGGGGGCAGGAGGAAGGGGGGAAAGGCUGCUUCGGCACCCUCCCCCCAAUCAGAAAAGCUGCCGGCGGGAACGGCGACCCCGCCCGGCGCGAGUGGGCCUAGCCCACAUGUUAGUAUGGAGGUGGAACCCUCGCCGGCAGCCGCUGGCGAGGAGAGUAUGGAGGUUGGCCCACAGGAGUGA